This is a messenger RNA of Musca vetustissima, 1335 nucleotides long. Its product is annotated as arrestin domain-containing protein 2. NCBI's taxonomy places the organism in Eukaryota, Metazoa, Arthropoda, Insecta, Diptera, Muscidae. The record is from RefSeq and is a predicted model, not a curated record. Gene Ontology annotation, cellular component: cytoplasm. The transcript is spliced from 3 exons. Gene Ontology annotation, biological process: protein transport. The coding region runs from base 1 to 1335 and encodes 444 amino acids.
AUGAAUUUGAUUUCGUGUUGUUUACAGCUGGAGAAUUCCAGCGUUAGUUACCGACCCGGUGAAGUGAUAAAAGGCUUGGCAGUUUUCAAUGUGAACGGUAGCAGUGCAAUUCUAAUCAAAGCCUUAUCAAUACAAUUUUCCGGCUAUGCCAGUUGUAAAUGGGAAAAAGAACAAGCCAAAAACAAAAAGAACGCAAAGCCCAAACCCAAAGAAUACUAUGUCAAUCGUGAGGAUUAUGUUUUCACCAAAAACUAUUUGCUAGGCUCAGAAGAGGCUAAUCCCACUGCCAUAACUCCUGGAAUUUAUAAUUACAACUUUAUGGUUCAAAUACCCAUAAAUGCGCCAUCUUCAUUCAAUGGUGCCUGGGGUUCAAUUGUCUAUGAACUUCAAGCCCAUGCCGAUUACAUUACCAAUUUGGAUUGUUUGUGUUGCUCCGUGAUUACAGUAGAACAACUGAAAGAUCUCAGAUGUUGGGCGCCAGCAAUGCAAAAUCCAAAUGAAAAAUCACAACGUGAACCAAAAUCGUUUUUAAAAUUUUGGCGUAAUCCGCUUCAAGUCUAUGCCAAUAUACCGCAAAGUGGUUACGUGCCAGGCGAAUGUAUUAGUGUACACAUUAAAGUUGCCAACCAUGGCCAUUUGAAAUUAAAGGACAUCACCAGUAAACUGAAUCGUAUUGUCACCUACAAGGGUAGCUGGAAAGAGAAGAAGUCACAAGAGACUCGGGAAGUCACCGCCAUUGCCUGCAACGUUUACAGUAUGUUUGGACAAAAUUCCAGUGAUAUACAACACAUACAACAAUUGGUGGUACCGAAAACUGUUCCUACUCUUGAAUUCAGUGAAUGCAAUUGUAUAAGUGUCACCUAUGAGGUGGAAGUGAGUGUUAGUGCCCAGCGCAAGUUACGAUCGGUUUGUGCAAUUCUGCCAAUUGUUGUGGGUUCAGUUUCGUUGAGGAGUGAUGUGAAACUUGUAGAGGAAAAUGUCUCAAGUAAUCAUGUAUCCACAAUAACGGUGGCCAGAUCUAUGGAUGAAUUAAAUUUACCCUCUAGCUGGGAUAUGCGUGAACAAAAUCAGAAUAUUCAAGCAAUGGAUGAAAUUAGUGUUUCCAUGAUGUCAUUAGCAUCAUCUUUUCGAGAAGCUGAAUAUAUGACUGCUGUAAAAAUAAACAAAAAAUCAAAGAACAACCUAAAUGGCGAAGUUACAGAUUUUAAGCCAAAAUAUCUAUAUUUUGACCUUCCAGAGGAAAUGCAACCCCAUUUAGAAGAUGAUAUGCCAACAACUAGUCAAUCCCAGUCGAGACCAAUAAUAGUAGCAAAAUCUACAGAUGCAAAAUUUUAG